UGGGAAACAGCCCGAUCACGAGAGGGUUACGUCUUCUACCUCAACACCGGUGUACCGGAAGUGCAACUGGUGCGAGUUUAAUGGACAAGGAAGAGACAUUUGUUUAAGUUUAGCUUCGAGUACACAUAUACUCUCCCUUUUUUUUUGUUUUGUUUAAAAGUCUGUUUUUAGUCGUCGGAAUGCCUUUAUUUUCCCAGAAUCCUUUUGACCAAGAUGUCGAGAAGGCAACAAAUGAAAACAACACAACAGAUGACUGGGGGCUCAUCAUGGACAUCUGUGAUAAGAUCGGGACGACGCCCAACGGACCAAAGGACAGCCUGAAAUCCAUAAUGAAGCGAGUCAACCACAAAGUGCCUCAUGUUGCCAUGCAGGCCCUCAAUUUGCUGGGUGCUUGUGUAUCAAACUGUGGCAAAAUAUUUCAUCUGGAAAUCUGCUCCAGGGAUUUUGCAACUGAAGUACGAAAUGUUUUGAGCAAGGCUCAUCCUAAGGUGAGUGAAAAACUGAAAGUGAUGAUGGUGGAGUGGGCCGAAGAUUUCCAGAAGGAUCCGCAGCUCAGCCUGAUCGGUGCCACCAUCAAGUCUCUGAAAGAGGACGGGAUCAGCUUCCCGACCCCAUCCUCACAGGGGUCCAGCACAAAGGUCAGCACACCUGCUGCAAAUAAAGCGCCAGAUGAUGAAGACCUGGCCAAAGCCAUUGAGCUGUCCUUACAGGAGCAGAAGCAGCCAGCAGAGACACGACCCUUGACCUCCGACCCCCCAAACUGCACUGUUGGUGGCGGAGGGUCAGAGGCCCGGAAGGUGCGUGCGCUGUACGACUUUGAAGCAGCUGAAGAUAACGAGCUCACCUUCAAAGCUGGGGAGGUUGUUCUGGUUUUGGAUGACAGCGAUCCAAACUGGUGGAAAGGAGAAAACCACAGAGGAGUCGGGCUUUUUCCCUCAAACUUUGUCACGACCAGUCUAAACGCUGAGCCGGAGCCAGUGGUUUAUGUUGAGAAGACGGCCUCUCCUGAAGAGACGAGCCUGGAAACCAAAGCUGAGCCUGAACCCGUCUACAUUGACGAGGCGAAGAUGGACAGAACGCUGGCGCUGCUGCAGAACGCAGAUCCUGCAGAUCCCACUCCAGACUCUGCAGAGCUAACCCAGCUGGAGGAUGCGUGUCAACAGAUGAACCCCCUGAUUGAUGAGAAGCUGCAAGAGAUUGACAGGCAUCAUUCAGAGUUGUCCGAAUUGAACCUAAAAAUGAUGGAGGCCCUGGAGCUUUACAACAAGCUCAUGAACGAAGCUCCGUUCUACACGGCCUACUCCAAGAUGCAGACCCAGUACGGUCCAGCUGGAUCUUCUGUGCCCAUGCAGGGUUACCUUGGACCAGCUGGCGCCCCAUACCUGCCUCCAGGGAUCCCCCAGGUUCCCUCUGCGCAGUCCUACUCCUUACCCUGCGACCAUCCUGGACCACUACACUCGCUGCCCCCCACGGUGUCAGCCCCACCCAGCAGCCAGGCCACUCAGCCUCCUUACAUGAGCGGUGGACUGAACUCUCAGUACAUGAACCAAACUGCUGGAGUUCCUUAUCCUCCCCAGGCGGGCGUGGCCAUGGAUAUGUCCGCCUAUCACAACUCUAGCAUGCCUCCCGUGUCUUAUCCUGUCUCCGCCCCCCCUCACCAGGCUCCUCCUCCUCAGCAGCAGCCAGCCGUGUACUACCAGCAGCCUCUGCUGUAAACGUCUCGACUGGCAGCAGGCCUUGGGAUGCACACCUCAGAUAAUUCAGCUCAUGUGGCUCAACAUCUGUUCACUUCCUUCAGAACGUCUUUUGGCCUUAUCCUUUCUGUCAAGUUGGGCGUACGACACUGCACGGGUCUGCUGUGCGUCAGGUGUUUGCAAACAGAAGUCUUUUUACAGUUCACACGAGAACUGUUGGGUUUGCCUCCAAGUGCAGGACAAUGUCAUUUAUGCCACUCUAAUAUUUCCAGACUAGUUUUCCAGGAAUUUAUAAAAAAAAAAAAAAGGUCACGUUUAGAGCUGGAUAAAGAUGGUUAGACAACACAACUGUA
Molecule: messenger RNA, 2047 nt
Organism: Nematolebias whitei (Rio pearlfish)
Lineage: Eukaryota; Metazoa; Chordata; Actinopteri; Cyprinodontiformes; Rivulidae
Gene: stam2
Product: signal transducing adaptor molecule (SH3 domain and ITAM motif) 2
Exons: 14
Coding region: 180-1715 (511 amino acids)
Biological process (GO): signal transduction
Cellular component (GO): endocytic vesicle
Molecular function (GO): phosphatidylinositol binding; ubiquitin binding
Source: RefSeq, a predicted model, not a curated record